Oryza brachyantha (malo sina) is the source of this 2478-nucleotide messenger RNA. RefSeq lists its product as uncharacterized. The transcript has 2 exons. Bases 535 to 2052 code for a protein of 505 amino acids. The record is from RefSeq and is a predicted model, not a curated record. NCBI's taxonomy places the organism in Eukaryota, Viridiplantae, Streptophyta, Magnoliopsida, Poales, Poaceae.
UAUAUAUAAAUUUAUUAAACUUGAAAAUGUUUGAUUUAAAACAAAUCCAAAGUGUUAUAAUAUGAAAGAUUUGUUGUAAGCGUGAAGAUUAGUAGCACAAACUCAUUUCAGCAACCAGUAAUUUCUUAGGUAAAAUUUGCAGCAACAAGAACAUUUUUUCUUCAACAACUAGCAUUGGUGCAAGAUUGGUCAGUCAAUGGGAGCAGAUUCUUCAAGUUCUGUGAGUGUCAACUGGAGACUAGACUAAGUGCUCUCCAUGUUUGCCAUAGUAAACCAUACAUUCAGCAACACCGGCUUCACUUUCAAAGUAACCCAAUUUUCACGCUAACCACUCAUUUAAUCUAGUUGCCAUCUGCUGGGUACUCUUUUCUGCAUCUUUGGCCCCAAUUUCCUUCCUACUAGUAGUAGUUCAGCCUUCCCUUCAUAAGACUACUAGUUCAGCCAAGAAGGUUUGGAAUUAUAUACUUCAACAGUGCAGUCAGUGCACCACCGUCUUUUGAUUUUAUUGGGUGGGAAUCCUACAGACUACUGACGAUGGGUGAGAUAGUCUGUUCUGCCAUUGUUCAUGAGGCAGUAAACAAAAUUAUGUCUGGCAUGAUUGACAAGUUUGAGGGAAAAUCAAGCGCAGAGGGUCACCUGGAGAGGCUGGAGAUGGCACAGAUCAAGUUGGAGACUGCACUUGAGACAUCCAAUAAGUGGAAGAUCACUGGUGGGCCAUUGCUACGUUGGCAGAAGAAGCUAAAGCGUGCUGCUGAAGAGUGCGAGAACACACUUCGCAAGAGCAGGCAGCGUCUCCAGAAAGAAGAAGAGGAGGAACAGCAAGUAAGAAAUUCCUCUUUUCCAAGGCGAAUUGCCCAUGCCACCAAGUCACUGGUAUCAUCUGUCUUUCGUGCCAAUAUUGACGAGCUGAGUAGAUCAAGUGUUCGAAGAUUUGAGUGGUAUGCAGAUGGAGCUAAUGAUUUUCUGAGGUCUGUGGAGUUUGGAGGGACACCACGUCGUUACUUGUUCUUUGACCCUCUUAUCGGACACCUUCUUGCAGGUGAAACGCUAGACUACAAAUUAGUGCAGGGAAACAAGCAGCAUCUGUUUUGGAUACGACCCAAUAACAUUGCAGAGCGAGGAUUUGAAGCUAAGUUGAUCUUUGUUUACCAUGAUGGCAAUGCACCUGAGGAUAACUUUUUUCUUUGUAUGAUGCUACAACUUUCAGAGAGUACAAACAUAGUUGGCACUACAAUCAAGUGCUUGCAGUUGUUUACCCCUCAUUUCAAGUCUACAACUGAAACUGUUAGGAAAGAACUUACUCAACUGCCUACACAAGACUUCUCCUGGGUGCCACGUUCUUGUUCAUACCAUUGGGAUGACAUUCACAUUAUAGCUACCGAAUGGCUCCGGCCAAACCCACUGUGUUGCAAGCAUCAUGUUCAGAAGGCAUGUGACAGUGGCUACAUGGACAAGAUUGAAUAUCGAGAUGUUUCUCUAGAAUCAGUCAUUGAAGUAUAUUUGGAGAGCCAAAUCUCACAAUCAAAAUUUAAUGAACGAAGGGCUGCUGUACAAGGAAAAAGUUGUUCUCCUAGAAGGCCAUCACAUCUGAAACUUGGAGUGUUCCUUUUGCCUCAUGUCUCUUCAAGUGACCUUGUGCCUGCAACUGACAGUUUUGCCAUGGAGAUGAUUGAUGGUGAGGAUCAGCUUUGCUUGCACACAAACAUUACACUGGUACAGCUAAACGAGAUUAUGCUACCAAAGGUGAUAAAUAGCUUUAAUGGGAAUACAAAAGCGACAGCGCACCAGUUUCUGUGGAAGUCAAAACAUGAAGCUGCACUCUUUCAUGUGGGGAACACAAAAAUGAAUGUGCCAAGAAUAUUGAAUGCUGCUAGGAAAGCGUCACUUUUGCAACGGCAUGGCCUUGAGCUGGAGAGCCAAGCAGACAUAAUCUCUGAGUUUCUCAAGUUGUGGGUUGAGCGUGCUCCUGUCCUGAUGCAGUUCUCAGUUGUGCACUGGAUUCAGACCCUACUUGGUGGAGCUGGAGAUUCUAAACUGCUAAUGAGUAUCUAGCUAGUACGAGUCCGGGCAAGCUGGUGAAACCCAACUUUUGGUUGCUGAAUCAAAAGUUCAAAUCUAGAUUCAAUGUCUACUGGAUUUCUUAACCUCGAGGAAGAAUAUAGGCUGUUCAGGGGAGCCGGAGAUUCUUAAAGUAGAUACUGUUGCUUGAAUCUCCUUCAAACAAGGCCCUUGGAAAGAAAAGGAAAUACAGAUGGCACCAAGAAUUCCAGAUUAUGUAACAGAGAUUGAUCAGGGUAACGAGGGGAAUAUUGGGUAGGAAAUAUUCUUUAGGUGAGACAUGAGUGAGUACAGUUAGAUAUGUAAUCAGUCUUUUUAUAUGAAACAUUUAGCCAAGAAUUGCAGUUCAGUUAGAUGUGUAAUCAGUCCUUUUAUCUGAACUUUUGCAUGUAUAUGCUUUAAUCAAGACUGAAUUUUUUG